AUGGCCUCCACUGAUGCUGCCACACCCUGGCAUGCUGCCUAUCCUCCUCCGCGUAAUAAAACCCCCGCGGCCAUGACGCGCCAUGACGUGCUGGAGAUGACCAGGGACAGCAAUAAUAUAGCUGGAAGGAACUACGUUCUCGUUGACCUCCGCAGAAUAGAUCAUGAGGGCGGUACCAUUCGCGGGUCCAUCAAUCUGCCGGCACAGAGCCUCUACCCGACCAUACCGACGCUGUAUAGCCUGUUUGAAUCGGCCAGAGUCCAAAAGAUCAUCUGGUACUGCUCAUCCUCUCGGGGCCGAGCUGGAUGGAUUAAGGACCAUAUCGACAACCGAGGCAACAGCGAUAUGGAGAGCUUGAUAUUGCUCGAAGGUAUCACUGGAUGGGUCAAAGCUGGCGGUGAGUUUGUAGAGUGGAUUGAUGAGUUCGACGUAGCUGUGUGGGAGAGCAAGUAG
This is a messenger RNA of Fusarium keratoplasticum, 453 nucleotides long. RefSeq names its product Rhodanese domain-containing protein. The transcript has 4 exons. The coding region runs from base 1 to 453 and encodes 150 amino acids. NCBI's taxonomy places the organism in Eukaryota, Fungi, Ascomycota, Sordariomycetes, Hypocreales, Nectriaceae. The record is from RefSeq and is a predicted model, not a curated record.